CACACCCGGUCUGGCAGCAUGGCUUGCUGCUCAGCCUUACUCCCGAAAUAUAUAAUUAUGCUCCGUGGUCCACUUUUCUUUGCUCUUUGCAGUGCUUUUGCUAUCCUCUUAGAGUGUGAAGUAUUUGAUUAAAUUCGGCGUGAUGAAUGAUCGUUUCAAGGCUCAAAAUACUGGCGCUGCAUGGACUCAAGUCGAAGAACUUGAUUUUGAUCAACUGUUUAGUGCGUCCGAUCGUUUGACUUGUCUCGAGCUUUGGAAUUUCGAGGAUCCGAGCAAAAACCUUGCCAACUAUGGCCCAAUGAUCGGUAAGGGGGAAGAGGUUCUGUCCAGACUUGUAAAUACUCCACAUCGGCAUUUUGAGAGAUUUCUAAUACUUCAAAAGGGCAGUGAAGAGUACAAACAGUGUACCGAACGCCUUGUCAUAUUCUUCUCCGAAGGAACCACAGAGUGCUCUGAUCGGGACCCGUAUACCUUGAGGCGCAUCAAUCCCCCUUUCCGCGUUCAAAAGUCAACAUUCAAGUCGAUCGGUGAUGCUUUUUCGCUACCAAUGAGGUUCCAUUUGGAGAUGUAUUCUGACGGUGCGACUAUGUUCAUGGACAUGGGAGGGCUACUUUGCGAAGCUGACAACGAAAUUCAAACUUUCGCGUUGCAAAACAGCUUCACCACAACGAGCCAAUAUAGCGCCAGCUUCAGCUACAACGUUGCCACGCGAACCACUGGUGCAUUUAUCCACGGCCUGUGCGAAUUCGAAAUACAAGCACUCGUCAAUAAACUCGUGUCUCGACGAAACAACAUCGCGUUCCCCAUGAUGCUACCUCUCCACCUCCUAGCCUUCCGUGCUGACUCGGCACGAGGUAAAGUAGGAGACAGCCACCGCGAGAUCAUUGAAAUCGAGCACCAAACCGGCAUUCGCACGAAAUGGCACCCUGGAAAGCCAUGCUGUGGAGAUUCGCGAGGAAACACCUCCGAGAAGCGGCGCUACGACGAUGUGGAUUUUGAUAAGGUGACCGCGGAUCUGACAAGCUUUACGUCGAAGCUCGCUUAUGUGGAAUAUGUCUGUGAAGUGCAUCUGCCAAUGCUGGAUAGCUUCGAUGCUAUCAAUAAGCGUAUACUACAGACAUAUGCUGAGAAUGGAAGACGGAGACUGGAGGAAGCGGAGCAUCGACUUCGGACGGAGAGUGGCUUGCUGCGGAGCUCGUUGCAAGCUACUUAUUCGAGGGCAAAGUAUUUAUCUAAGCGAGGACAAGUUCAAGUGCAGACGAUCUAUAGUUUGAUAGCACAAAAAGAUAAUGCACUGAGCACGAAGGACAAUGCUGCACUGAAAACCAUCUCGGAGGACCAGAAGCGCAUCACUUUGAUAGCUGCAAGAGACAGUGCUGCCAUGAGGGUGAUAUCCGUUAUCACGACAGUCUUCAUUCCAGCGACGUUCUCAGCAACAUUCUUCAGCACCACAUUCUUCAAUUUUCAAAAAGGAAAUGAAGGGAUUGUAUCUCCUUGGGUGUGGCUGUAUUUUGUUGUUACAAUCGUUCUCUCUGUCUUGAUCAUCGCUUGGUGGUAUGUCUCUUCUAGGCGCAGAUGGUAUGAGAUUGAGAGUGAAGUUGGCGGGCUUGUCGCCAAGAUGGAAAUGAAGGAUGCACGAGACUCGGGGAAGGAUUCAGAUCAAAUUGGUGUACGGCACGUCGAAUUUGCCUUGAAAUAA
Molecule: messenger RNA, 1699 nt
Organism: Cadophora gregata
Lineage: Eukaryota; Fungi; Ascomycota; Leotiomycetes; Helotiales; Ploettnerulaceae
Exons: 6
Coding region: 143-1699 (518 amino acids)
Source: RefSeq, a predicted model, not a curated record